Myxozyma melibiosi is the source of this 1231-nucleotide messenger RNA. Its product is annotated as sterol-4-alpha-carboxylate 3-dehydrogenase. Gene Ontology annotation, molecular function: 3-beta-hydroxy-Delta5-steroid dehydrogenase (NAD+) activity. NCBI's taxonomy places the organism in Eukaryota, Fungi, Ascomycota, Lipomycetes, Lipomycetales, Lipomycetaceae. The transcript has a single exon. Gene Ontology annotation, biological process: steroid biosynthetic process. The record is from RefSeq and is a predicted model, not a curated record. Bases 117 to 1208 code for a protein of 363 amino acids.
CGAGCGCGAAACCUAAACAACUCUUGCGCUCCACUUCUCUUCCUCUGCUCUCUUCCUCUCUUAUCCUCUACUCUACUCUCUACUCUCUACUCGACUCUUCUAAAGAACACAGUACAAUGGUUCUUAACACAGUCCUCAUCAUCGGCGGCUCCGGCUUCCUCGGCUGCCACCUCGUCGACCGCUUCGCCGCGCUCUCGCCCGCUCCCGCCAUCCACGUCCUCGACAUCCGUCCCCUGCCCGCCAUCCCGCCAGAGUUCUACUCGUUCGACCCAGAGACUAUCGUCUUCCACAAAGGCGACAUCACCGACCCUUCCUCCCUGCGCGACAUCUACCGCGCCGUCAAGCCCGAUAUCGUCGUGCACUCCGCGUCGCCCAUCCACGGCAUGGGCAAGGAGAUCUACUACAAAGUCAACGUCGACGGCACCCGCGCCAUCAUCGACGUCGCGACCGAGCCCGAGUUCAAGGGAAUCAUCAAAGGCCUCGUGUACACCUCCUCCGCCUCCGUGAUCUACAACGGCGACGACCUCCGCAACGCAGACGAGUCCACGCCCAUGCCGGACAAGCAGAUGGACGCCUACAACGAGACCAAAGCGCUCGGCGAGAAAAUGGUCCUCGCGGCCUCUUCCGCAGACUUCAAAACCGUCGCGCUCCGGCCGUCGGCGAUGUUUGGCCCGGGCGACCGUCAAUUGAUCCCCAACAUGGCCGAGGUCACCUACACCUUCGGCACGCGCUUCCAGAUCGGCGACAACUGGAACAUCUUUGACUUCACCUACAUCGGCAACGUCGCGCACGCGCACGUCCUCGCCGCGCAGAAACUCGUCGACGAGAAGACGUCGCAGAGAGUCGCGGGCGAGCCGUUCAUCAUCACAAAUAACGAGCCGGUGUACUUCUUCACCGUCCCGAGGAAGGUCUGGGCUAUGAAGGGCGUCGUUCCGGGGUUCACUAUCAAGAUCUCGAGACCGGUUGGGUUUUUCCUCGCGUACAUGUCUGAGCUGGUCGCAAAGCUGCGCGGAAAGGAGGCUCUGUUUACGCGCUUUAGAGUGUCGUUUACAUGCGCGAAUAGGUACUUCAACAUUAACAAGGCUAUCAGAUAUCUUGACUACGAGCCAAUUGUUAAGCUCGAGGAUGGAAUUGAGCGGUCGCUUAGGUUUUUGACGUACGAGGAGGAGUUGAAAGCAAAGACUUUGGCCGAGAAAAAGUCAGAGUAGUGUACACUAGCAGUCUUCUAAUA